AUAACGAAUUUCAAAAUUCAAACCCCCUAAAAAAACCACAACAUGGAGUAAUUUUUAUUUCACUCUCUUAACCUCUAGGGCUCGUUUGGCGUUUGAAAUAUCAACUCCAGUAAUCGAGUAGCAAACAAAUUUGGAAUUUGCCGCCAAAUCUCUCUUCAACUCUUCCCCGUCUCUCUCCUCUUUCUCUCUCAUCUCUCCCGUCUCCUGAGUCCUGAGCGUAACAAUGGCGAGUGGAUCAGGGUUUUCCAUGGAAGAAUUCGAGUCAUUAAUGGCGACAUCAGAUGUUGAGCUUUUAAAGAGAGCUUGGCGCAACGAGAAAUCUGCUCCCGAAAUUCUUCAAUUCCAGUCUUCUUUGGUUCUCAGAUCUCGCGAGCAAAUUCAACUUAUGGAGGAAACCAUCGAGGAGUUUACAAAAAGUGGUUUCGAUCCUCUGAUAGUGUCUAUAUAUCAAAUGGAUAUGGAUCGGGCUCAAUAUAUGUUGAGAUCAUAUCUUCGGACUCGUCUUCAAAAGAUAGAGAAGAAUAUGAUUCAUAUCUCAAAAACAGACCUUUGGAACCGACUUUCAAAAGAGGAACAAAACUUCGCCAAAAGGUGCUAUGAAAAUAUGAAGAGUUAUCUUGAUGAGUCAGUUCUGUCAAAACUGCCAACUGGAUACCAGUCUGAUCUUAAGCAAUCCAAUGCUAGUGAAGAAAAUGACAUGGUUCCGGAGCCAAAUUUGGAUACAUUUGUGUUUUGCAAGAGUGAUAGUUCUAUUGGAGCCAUUCCACUUGAUGACAGUGCGGAUGAGAUUGUGGACCUUGUUGCUGGUGAUUUAUAUGUUCUUCGUUACAAGUCAAUUAAGCCCUUUGUGGAGAAUGGGCAGGUUGAUCUUGUUUGAGGGAUCUCUUUAUCAUUCCUGAACAUUUACAACUUCAACCUCUUCUCCUGGGCCCUCAGUGAAACUGGAGGUCGUAUUACAGCUAGCUUAAUCUAUAGAGAAUAUGAAAAUGUAGCUUGUCUGAGCAUCCUUGAUCAUUUCACUCAGCUGAUGACUGAUUGUGCUAAUAGCGUUUUGCUAGCUUGGAAUUUCUACAUUAUGGUCUGAUAUCAGGGAGAAAGAAUACCUUGAAUUGGGGACAAGUAGUUUGGGUCUGGUAUAUGUUCAUUUUUAUGAACAUGUUUGAGGCUGGUUGUCCAGAAUAGAUUAAGGUUCCUCUGGCAAAUGUUAUGUAAUGAGAUGUUAAAUGUAUUAUCGAAAAUUUGAAACUACUCAAUAUUUAACUGUACUAUUUGUUUGU
Messenger RNA from Chenopodium quinoa (quinoa), 1277 nucleotides. Its product is annotated as DNA replication complex GINS protein SLD5-like. The transcript is spliced from 6 exons. The coding region runs from base 224 to 877 and encodes 217 amino acids. Lineage: Eukaryota; Viridiplantae; Streptophyta; Magnoliopsida; Caryophyllales; Amaranthaceae. Gene Ontology annotation, cellular component: GINS complex. Gene Ontology annotation, biological process: double-strand break repair via break-induced replication; DNA-templated DNA replication. The record is from RefSeq and is a predicted model, not a curated record.